Messenger RNA from Hemicordylus capensis (graceful crag lizard), 3916 nucleotides. It is a transcript of the gene PTPRN, whose product is annotated as protein tyrosine phosphatase receptor type N. The transcript has 23 exons. Gene Ontology annotation, cellular component: secretory granule. Gene Ontology annotation, molecular function: protein tyrosine phosphatase activity. NCBI's taxonomy places the organism in Eukaryota, Metazoa, Chordata, Lepidosauria, Squamata, Cordylidae. Bases 137 to 2998 code for a protein of 953 amino acids. Gene Ontology annotation, biological process: protein dephosphorylation. The record is from RefSeq and is a predicted model, not a curated record.
GACAGGUUGCGGGGGGGGCGGUGUGGGCGUGUGUCCUAGUGUUGGUCUGGAGGGGGCGCUGAUUGCUGGGUUAGGGAUGGUGCAGCGGCCGUGGAGGCGGCGGCUGCCCGGGUUGUGAGCGGUGGCAUCAGCCGGCAUGGGGCGGUGGUGGAGGCUUUUCCGGGCGCUUGGCUGUUCUCUCAUCCUCCUGCUGCCGUUCCUUUGGUCUGGGGCUGCUGGGGAUCGCCCGCUGCAAGUGCUGCACGGCUGUCUUUUUGAUAGGAGACUCUGCUCCCAACAGGAAGUCUGUGUGCAAGAUGGCUUGUUUGGUCAGUGCCAGGAAAGCUCACUGCGAGACCGGCCCUACUUCCAGGUCACUGCACCUGUGCUCCAGCGUCUUCAGGAUGUGCUUCAACACCUUAUGGCACAAGGUUUGUCAUGGCAGGAUGAUCUCACACAGUACGUGAUCUCCUGGGAGAUGGAGCGCAUCCCCAGACUCCACCUGCCACUUUCAUGGGAGUCGGUGUCUGAGGACAGGUUCCCACCUAUCUACGUGACUCCCAGGAAAUCCUCUUUGCCACCUGAGCCUGCCUCCCUCCAGAUGGCUCGCCAGCCCCCUCUCCCUCCUGCGCUCCUGCAGCGAUACCUGGAGCUGCUGUUGGCCUCUCAGCCUGAACUAACAUACAAGGAAGCACUCCUGUCCUCCCACCCCCACCACCAGUUCAGCUAUGCAGGUGGCCCCUUGCGAGACCACCCCAACGCACGGAACCCUGAGCCUCCUCUUCUCCUGGACCGUGCUGCUGCUUCCCGGGCCCUCUUCCAUGCCAGCGCUGCCCCUUCCUAUAGGGGGCAGCAGGGACUAGAUGGAGGUCAGGUUUUCCAAGACCUGGGUGCACUUUACUUGACCCAGGAGCAGACAGGUAAAUCCAGUACUAGGGCUCAGCACAAGCAGGAGUCCAGGACAGACAACCUCCUUCAAGAUUAUGGAGACAGCUUUGAAAAUGGAAGGGAGCCCCGGACACCCUUAACAGAAUCAGAUAAAGCUGUACAGAAACUGACAGCAGUGCUCGCUAGUCAUGGGAUCAGACCUGAGGACCUCGGCUCCCUCGUGAGCUUGCUCCAGCUCCAGCUCCUCCAAAGUACAGCAGGUGGGCUUGGACCAGAGACCGUGGAGUCUAAGCGGGUGACAGAAGCUGAAAUGCAACAUGGGGAGGAACUGGAGCCACCUCUACCCUCUCAAGAGAGCUAUGUUAGUGCUGUCCCCUCAGAGGGGCAAAUACAGGCUCAGGCGGAGACGCUUGGCCCAACCAAAGCAGCUAUGAUGACGGUUUCCCCAGAACAGCCUGAGCCCCUGCCCCCUGGUGAGGGGGUCACAACUCGCUCCGAGGGGCAAGUGGUGGUGAUGAAGAAGAGCCAUGCAGCCUUAGGGGGACCUGGCAGGGAUGAGGAGCGGCCAGAGGCGACGCUGGCUGCUGAGGAAUACGGCUACAUUGUCACCGACCAGAAGCCAUUGAGUCUUGCUGCUGGCAUCCGCCUUCUGGAGAUCCUUGCUGAGCAUGUGCAUUUGUCCACUGCCAGCUUCAUCAACUUCAGUGUUGUGGGCCCAGCACUUACCUUCCGCCUCCGUCAAAACCACCAAAACCUGUCAUUGGCUGAUGUGGCCAACAGGGCUGCACUGGUGAAGCCACAACUGGAGUCUGAGGUAGGAGUAAAGAUCCUACAAACAGGCAUAGGGCAGCGCAAUGAGGCUGCGACGUACCCACAUCCGACACACUUUGGUGACACUUUCCGCUCAGUGCUCCUCACCUUUGUGUUGCUGGCCUGCGUGGCUGGCAUUGUCAUUGCUGCUGCUGUGGUCUUCUGUCUGCGCCAGCAUGCCAAACAGCGUGAGAAAGAGCGGCUGGCAGGGCUGGGGCCUGAGGGAGCGGCGGACAGCACUUUUGAAUACCAGGAACUUUGUCGGCAGCACAUGGCUGCUAAGUCGCUGUUUGGCCGUGCAGAAACUCCCUCGGCCCCGGCCCCAGCCGAGAACUCGCGUGUCAGCAGUGUUUCCUCACAGUUCAGCGAUGCGCCCCAGGCCAGCCCCAGCUCCCAUAGCAGCACGCCAUCUUGGUGUGAGGAGCCUGUGCAAUCCAACAUGGACAUCUCCACUGGGCACAUGAUUCUGGCAUACAUGGAGGACCACUUACGCAACCGUGAUCGACUAGCCAAGGAGUGGCAAGCUCUGUGUGCAUACCAGGCUGAACCAAAUACCUGUGAUGCUGCCCAGUGUGAAGCGAGCAUCAAGAAAAACCGAAACCCGGAUUAUGUGCCCUAUGACCAUGCGCGUAUCAAGCUGAAAGCUGAGAGCAACCCAUCCCGGAGUGACUUCAUCAAUGCCAGCCCCAUUAUUGACCACGACCCACGGAUGCCAGCAUACAUUGCCACACAAGGACCACUGUCCCACACCAUUGCUGACUUUUGGCAGAUGGUGUGGGAGAAUGGCUGCACUGUCAUUGUGAUGCUGAGCCCACUAGUGGAAGAUGGUGUCAAACAGUGUGACCGCUACUGGCCGGACGAGGGCUCCUCGCUCUACCACAUCUAUGAGGUGAACCUGGUCUCGGAACACAUCUGGUGCGAGGAUUUCCUAGUGCGCAGCUUUUACCUGAAGAAUGUGCAGUCCCAGGAGACGCGGACUCUGACACAGUUCCACUUCCUCAGCUGGCCAGCAGAGGGCAUCCCCACCACCACAAGGCCUCUUCUUGACUUCCGCAGGAAGGUGAACAAGUGCUAUCGAGGCCGCUCGUGCCCAAUCGUCGUACACUGCAGUGAUGGUGCCGGAAGGACUGGAGCAUACAUCCUCAUUGACAUGGUUUUGAACCGAAUGGCCAAAGGUGUGAAGGAGAUAGAUAUUGCAGCCACCUUGGAGCAUGUCCGUGAUCAACGGCCUGGCAUGGUGCAAACUAAGGACCAGUUUGAGUUUGCACUGACAGCUGUGGCAGAAGAGGUGAAUGCUAUUCUGAAGGCGCUCCCACAAUGAUGGCCCACUCAGCGCACCCUAGCUUUGUGACUUCCACCCCCUUCAACCCUUCACCUCUGCUGUGUCCAUGCCUGGGGUAUUCUCUCUUCAUAACGUCCACCUCUAUGUUGUUGGCCACGGCUGCAUUCAAACCAGUUGUGGGAUGCGGCCCCCUUUCCAUCCUGACCCUUAGACUUCCUGGUGCCUCAUGCUCUUUAGCCUCACCCUGACCCUUCUGGAACUUACCCUUGGUUGAUGUGAGGUGGGUUGUUCCCCUUUGCACUCCCAGAGGUGAGUUUGCUGCCUGGGGAACCCAGAUGGCCUUCAUGCUCUUGUGGAUGUUCCACAGAAUGAGGCAUUGGCUGCAAGUUCAAUAGAGAGCAAGGCGCUGUUGGAGAUCUACGAGCCUCCGUGUGCCUAUUCUGUUUGCCGACAUGCCUGCUUCUGCACAGGUGAAGGUGUGAACUUUGAUAACAGGGACCCCCUUGGUCCUUUGUGCAGAAGGUUGUUUGGGCCAAAUAACAUCAAUCUAACCUAUGGCUAGCCAAUAAUACCAAGGCACCAAGAGGAAAGCCAGUCUUGCUACAUCAUGCCAUUCUCAUCCCCUUGCCAUUCCUUCUCAUCUUUGCUUCUGUGCUGACCCCCAGGGCAGCUGAGGUCCCUGGCCCAGUGCAACAUGGCAGGAGAGGUGCUGCUUCUAACCUAAUCGCUAUCACCUGCCGGGUUAGAACCAAGCCUAGCCGCAGCAAUUCUCUCCCUUCCUAAAAGGGAGGAAGUAUGCCCCCUAGGGAAAUAGAGCCACUGCCCCUGCCCAAUGUGGUGUUUCUCUGCCUGCUGCUGCCUCCUCCUCCUCCCUGGUGUGACUUCACUAAGAGACAUUUCUAGAGAAUCUAAUUUUGUAUUUGAUGUGAAUAAAGGUGUUGUGUUUGUGCAGCUGCA